Messenger RNA from Fomitopsis serialis, 1022 nucleotides. RefSeq names its product thioredoxin-like protein. The transcript has 4 exons. NCBI's taxonomy places the organism in Eukaryota, Fungi, Basidiomycota, Agaricomycetes, Polyporales, Fomitopsidaceae. Gene Ontology annotation, biological process: protein folding. The coding region runs from base 144 to 944 and encodes 266 amino acids. Gene Ontology annotation, cellular component: cytoplasm. The record is from RefSeq and is a predicted model, not a curated record.
CCCGGUUAGUUAUUAGCUGCGCUCAGGCUGCGCUUGUGCCGAACGCUGCGAACUCCUUCAGGACCGUCCUGCAGACCAUUCAAUUCCUAUCCUCCCCUCUCACCUAUCUGCUGAUCUACUCCAAUCAGUCUAUCUGCCUAACCAUGGCCGUGAACCCAAAUGAAGACACGGAGUUCAAUGAUGCUCUCCGGAAACAUGGCAUCCUACCACCGCGCCCGCCGACACCACCUUCGCCUUCGCCGCCGCCCUCACCUUCACUUUCUGAGAAGCUCGAGGAUUUCAGUGACGACGAGCUGCGUGAUCUCGCGGAGGACGUGAACAAUGACGAGACCGAGCGGAUGAUUGAGAUGAUUCGGCGGCAGCGGCUCGAGGAGGAGCGUAAGAGGACGAAGGCACGAUUUGGAAGGAUUUACCCGAUUGGGAGGGAUGACUACACGAGGGAGGUGACGGAGGCGAGCAAGGUCGUGCAGGAAGGCAAACCGGAGGGCCAUGGUACGGGCGUGGUCUGUUUCUUGUAUAAAGACGGUAUACCUCGGAGCGACCGCACCUUUGAGCACAUGCGUGUCCUUGCGCAGAGGUACCCGGACACGAAGUUCGUCUCUAUCGUCGGAGACAAGUGCAUCCCCAACCUUCCUGACACGCGCACACCCAUGAUCAUCAUCUACCGCAACGGCGACGUGAUCAACCAGAUCGUCGCAUGGGGCGCCGACCGAGAACGGAGGAUAGAAGAGCUAGAGGCAGUCCUCCUUCUCGCAGGUGCCAUCACACCGCAGGAAAUCCCCAGGCGCGAGCGCGACCGCCGAGGGGAGAGCUCUGAUGAAGACGAGGACAGCGACGGCGAACCCUCUUCCAAAAUGCGUUCCGCCGGUACGCGGACCAACAAAACCACAGGCAAGAACAUACGAAAGAAAGAGGAAGACUCGGACUCGGACUUCGAUCUCUGAUUCUCUACGGUGAUGUACGUACUUACGGUGAAAAUAAAAUGUACUAUCUAGGCGAAGACCUUGCAAGGACAGUUGACG